This is a messenger RNA of Emiliania huxleyi CCMP1516, 1122 nucleotides long. Its product is annotated as mitochondrial carrier protein. Gene Ontology annotation, biological process: transmembrane transport. The record is from RefSeq and is a predicted model, not a curated record. NCBI's taxonomy places the organism in Eukaryota, Haptophyta, Isochrysidales, Noelaerhabdaceae. The coding region runs from base 1 to 1122 and encodes 373 amino acids. The transcript has 3 exons.
AUGUCGCAGACGACUGCUGGAUCGGCCGUCGCUGCGACCAGCCGCAUCAGCUUUCUCUUUCACAGAAUUGGCGAAGUCUCCUCGGACCGCGGUGAAACCGCACUAAAGAGCAGGGAGCACACGACAUCCGCGAGCAUCACGAGCUGGACGAGCAUCAAAGAGAAGGUUCUCGACCUCAACGACCCGACCGCCUUCCCUGCGUUUGGCAAGAGCGGCGGCGUGGAGAGCAGCCGCGAAGCCGCCGCCGACGAGAAGCUGGCGCUGGGGACCGGUUUCAUGGAGUACCGCUACCAGGAGCUCGUGGGCGGCAUGGCUGCUGGGCUAGUGCAGGACGCGCUGCUCCACCCGCUUGACGUCCUGCGCGCGCGGCUUGACACCGGUGUCAGCAGCGCCACGGCCCGCAGCGCUGCCAACCCGGCCACAGCGCUAUGGUGCGAAGCGCAGUCAGUCGCUGCGGUCGACGGCAUGCGCGGGCUCUAUCGAGGCUACACGCUGUGCCUGGCCGCGUCCGCGCCGGCGAAUGCGCUUUAUUUCGGUUCAUUCAAGGCGAGCCAACGCGCACUGGGGGACACCUCGGUGCCAGCGGCGGGGCGAGAUUUUAUCGCCGGGCUUUCCGCCGAGUGCGUCGCCAGUCUCCUGUGGACGCCGCUCGACGUGCUGAAGCAGCGCAUGCAGGUCGGCCCAACCGACCUGGGCACGCUGGGCGCGACGCGCGACGCCUGCCGCGUGGGUGUGGUGGGGCUGUGGCGUGGCUAUUUUGCCGGGCUGGCCGUGUGGGGGCCAUUCUCGGCGUCGUACUUUGCAAUGUACGAGGGGCUGCGACGGGCGAUGGGCAGCGGCGACGGCGCGACCGAGGCCUCCGCCAGGCAGAGCAUACCCGCAGGGCUCGGCGCCGGCGCGGCGGCGGCGCUGCUGACGCAGCCGCUCGACUGCGCAAAGACGCGCAUCCAGGUGGGGGCGGUGCCGCGCAACCUCGGCUUGCUGAGCGUGAUGCGGCGGGUGUACGUGCAGGAGGGGGCGGAGUCGCUCUGGCGAGGCGGCGCCGCGCGCACGCUCUGGCUGACGCCCGGCUGCGCGAUCACCAUCACCGUCUUCGAGGCCGUCGAGCGCCUGCUGCGCUGA